AUGGCACUUGGUUAUAAGAAUGAUUACCACUCACAAGUUGACCACUUGGUUGCUGGUUCAGAUACAGAUUCAAACCAUGGAUCAAAUGGUCAUUUGAAACUUGAUGGUGAAGUUGAUUUCAGAGACGAGGAUGAACCAUACAUUGAUAUAACAGUUCAUCUAACUCCAGAAGAACUAAAGCGUCGUUCAAAAUGGUGGUAUAAGGCUAGUGUUUUCUUAUGGGACUCUGCUGAUAAGCAUCCUAAAGAAAGAAGCUUUUUGUUCAAACUAGAUUUCUUUUUAAUGUCCUCUGCAAUGUUGGGAUAUUUCAUCAAGACUUUAAACCAAUCAAACAUUUCAACUGCUUAUGUGAAUGGUAUGAAGGAACAUUAUCACAUGAAAGGGAAUGACUAUAACUUGAUGAAUACACUAUGGACAAUCGGUUAUAUAAUUGGUCAGAUUCCAUCAAAUUUAAUCCUUCAUAGAAUUUCUGCUCGUUAUUAUUUGGCAGGUUUAGAAAUCUGUUGGGCAUUCUUAACUAUCUUGAUGAUUUUACCAAAGUCAAUGAGUGGAUUAUAUGCUAUCAGAUUCUUAAUUGGUUUAACUGAAGCUGGGUACUUUCCUGGUUUAGAAUACUUGAUUGGCUCUUGGUAUUCUUCAAAAGAAUUGAACAAAAGAUCAACAUUGUUCAAUUGUGCAGGUACUGCUGCAGGUCUUGUUUCUGGUCCUUUACAGCAAAGAAUCUUACAUGCUUCAUUCACCGAAGGAUCUAGAUGGAAACCAUUCCAGUGGAUGUUCAUAUUUGAUGCUGUUAUAUCAGCUCCUAUCGGAUUUUAUACCUUGUUUGCUGAUCCAAACACACCAUCAACUACAAACGCUUGGUAUUUCAGUAAAGAUGAUAAGCUUGUUGCCUUAGAGAGAAGAAGAAGAAUUGGAGCGCAAUUAAACACCAGAGAACCUUAUACUUUCAAGAAAGUCAAAUCUUUCUUCAACACAUGGCAUAUUUGGGUGUUUCCAUGGUUAUUCUUUUGUUUCCGUUUAAUUAAUGUUGCCUAUAGCUCUAAUGGGUUCCAACUUUGGAUGAAGAUGGAUCUAAAAUUAACGCCUUACCAAUAUAAUAUUUAUCCAACAGGUAUAAAUGGUGGUGGUAUUGGAUUUGCAAUUAUUUGUGCUUAUCUUAAUGAUUAUUUUAAAAACAAUUUGACUCAGUGGUUCUUGUUCUUUAUGUUUAUAUCUGGUAUCGUUUCCUAUGCUCCUUUGGCCGUUUGGGAUAUUAAUGUUGGAUUCAAAUGGUUUUGUUUCUUUUUCUACAAUAUUGUUUCUUCAUGUGGACAAAGUAUGAUUUUCAGUUGGGUUAAUAAAAACAUGGCUUAUGAUGAUAUGAAAAGAAACUUUUUGGUUGUUACUACUAACUUAGUGAGUUAUAUCUUUACUGCUUGGAUUUCAUUAGUUGUUUUCAAUCAAGAUGAUGCACCAAAAUUCCGUAAAGGUUAUAUUUUUGAAAGUUGUAUUUCAGUUUUAGGUUUAAUCUUGACUGCAACUUCAUGGAUUCUUAUCAAGAGAGAUGAUGAAAAGUAUUUAAAAGAGCAUGGAAGACCUAGGGAUAUCCAUGAAGGUGAAGCUGAACUCAUCAUCGAAGAAGGAAAUAGUUUGGAGCAAGGCACUACAGUCUCGAAACGUAAAUAG
Hansenula anomala is the source of this 1665-nucleotide messenger RNA. RefSeq lists its product as uncharacterized. The transcript has a single exon. The record is from RefSeq and is a predicted model, not a curated record. The coding region runs from base 1 to 1665 and encodes 554 amino acids. NCBI's taxonomy places the organism in Eukaryota, Fungi, Ascomycota, Saccharomycetes, Phaffomycetales, Wickerhamomycetaceae. Gene Ontology annotation, biological process: transmembrane transport. Gene Ontology annotation, cellular component: membrane. Gene Ontology annotation, molecular function: transmembrane transporter activity.